Molecule: messenger RNA, 787 nt
Organism: Exophiala dermatitidis NIH/UT8656
Lineage: Eukaryota; Fungi; Ascomycota; Eurotiomycetes; Chaetothyriales; Herpotrichiellaceae
Exons: 2
Coding region: 63-776 (237 amino acids)
Source: RefSeq, a predicted model, not a curated record
AUAAUAAUCACUCACCUUCUUUUUGGCAACCUAGGUUACUCCGAUCGUCGCUCGGUUAGAAAAUGUCAAGCCUUCUUUCCACUCGCGUAGGUAUGCGCUGGAUUCCAGGAGAGAAGAAUGAGCCGACGGACACAAUGGUCAUGAACCUGGGCGGCUGGUUCAUUGACCUUCGAAUCGUCAAGGACAACGGGUCGAUCGACUGGGCCAUGGCUGGGCAGAGGCAGACACUAUCAGAAGCACCAUUAACCUUCAAGUGGACUCAUUGGAUCGAUUCUCGAGGAUCCACGGAGCCGGACAUCGGCUGUUUCCAGCCUGGAUCUCUAGCCACCGACAGCAUCGAGACAGGUAGCAUGGUCAACCCCGAAACUGGGCUUUUGACGCCCUAUGAGGAAACCUGGCGGUCUCUGGUCCCGGUCGGCAGAGAAAACUUUCCCAAAGCAUGGAUAUUGCGAAGUGAGGACGGAAAGACCUUUCUAGGGAAGAUUGGAGGUAAUUUUAUUGGCCUCCAAGGCGGAGAAGGCCCCGGCAGUUCUCUGGGUUUCUGUGCGACACGAGAGAGCUGGGACAAAACGCGAAACUCCUGGGCCACAUUGUACCAGACUGGGGAGUGGUCGGGUUUAGAGAGCCUGCCCUGUAUGAGUUCUUACUUUCACGGGGUAAAAGGUCGACUGGAAUGGGAGGGGACAUGUAAAGAUGGCGACACGGUGGAAGCGUUCGGAAAAACUUAUAUCGUCUGUGCUAUCGAAGAGCUCGGCAAAGAUACGACUAACGUCUGAAGGGUCCACAA